Messenger RNA from Nelumbo nucifera (sacred lotus), 2525 nucleotides. Its product is annotated as nucleoporin-like protein. NCBI's taxonomy places the organism in Eukaryota, Viridiplantae, Streptophyta, Magnoliopsida, Proteales, Nelumbonaceae. The record is from RefSeq and is a predicted model, not a curated record. Gene Ontology annotation, biological process: nuclear membrane organization. Gene Ontology annotation, cellular component: nuclear envelope.
ACCGGGAAAAAGCGGAGACUAGAAAGUAGAAACGGGUUUUUGUUUUUUUUUUUCCUCUGAAAACGAAAGAGAGAAGGAGCAAAAGUUUUCUGAACAAGAAGAAAGAGACAAGAGAUAAGAGAGUGUCUGUAAUGGAGAUUGAAGAUGCACUGACGUCAUUGGGGCCCAAUGGGGACAACAGAGGCGCCGGCGGGAAGUUGAGGAAAUCGGCACGGAAACCUCCGGCAACUCCAUAUGCCCGUCCCGCCAAUCAAACCCAAACCGGCCGAAGCAAAGAGAGGGGUUGGUUCUCGAAGCUCCUCGACCCUGCUUCUCGCCUUGUCUCCAGUGGCGGUACCAGACUCUUCCCUUCUUUCUUCUCCAAAACAAAUCAGGUGGAGACUCCCGCCGUUGAAGACCCUGAGAUGAAGCAAGAUCCUAUUGUUGAAGAUCCAAAGCGCAUUUGUAAUAUUCAGGUAUCUAGAUCAAAGGAAGAAGGUGGUCCUAAUAAAGAAGCAGGUAGGUCAAACUAUGGUGGUGAAGUGGAUGAACUUGCAGGAGACAAAAUGGGAAGCUCAUCUAAUGUUGAGCUAUCUAAAAUUGAGCAGCUGGUGAAAGAGAAAACUUUUUCAAGAGAUGAACUAAACCGCUUAACAGAGAUAUUACGCUCAAGGAUUGUUGAUAUCUCUGAUGUUGAUGGGCAGAGGAAGGAAAACCAAGACAUAACCUCAGGACCAGAAGCUGCAGGGGGCAUAUUGGUCCAGAAUAAUCUUAGAACUCCAGUGAGAGAAACAGCAGCAGUGAAUUUGCAUAUAGGGGGAGCACCAAACUCUGUUUUCCGCUCAACUAUACAUGAUGAUGUUGGAUCUUCGCCAGUAGACAUUGCAAAAGCUUACAUGGAAACCCUAACAUCAGACUCAGGCCUUCAUUUGCAGAGCAGAAUAUCAAAGGAUGAAAAAGAUCCAGUACAUAUUGAUGAUUUUUCAUCAAAAAGGCUGUUAUUUUCAUCCCCGUCACCUAAGUCACCCAUGUGUUGGCCUGGUGCCAUGGUACAAGACCAGCUUGGUUAUCUAACACCACAAAUUCAAAGAAACAGGAUUGGGCUUCACAAUUUGCCACGAACCCCAUAUUCUAGAACUGUUUAUUCAAGGUCCAGUUCCAAGAUGAUCAAAACAGGGAACACUGUUGUGGAUGAUCACACAGGAACAAUAGGACCCAUUCGUAGAAUACGUCAGAAGUUCAUUUCAACAGGUUCUUCCAGAGAACAUGGUUCAUCUCGUCCUUCCAGCUCUGCUCCUUUAUGGUCAGAAGGUUCUGAUGCUUUUAAGGGCUUUUCACCCACAGUUAAGAGGACUCUUGAUCCUGGAGCAUCUACCAGUGGUAAUUUACAAUUCCAUCCUGCAGAUGAUAAAGCACCCACUUCUAGUACUGUUGUACCAACCGUCCACCCACAGUCUAGUAAGAUGGCUAGAAAAAUAUUGGAGCACCUUGACAGGACUAUUCCAACCCUGAAGGAGAAAUCAGAUGAAAUAAAGCUGGCGACUGCAUGGAAAAAGCCUCCUUGUGGGUUCACCAAAGACAUGGUAAAUGGUCAAUUUAUUGGCUCUAAUCUUGAGGCUUUUGAUACUCAGAAGAGUGACUGUUUACUUACCUCUACCAACCAAGGAGGUGAAGAUGGGGGUAGCUCUUUCCUUAAAGUUCAUGAACAGAAAAAAUCUAAUGAAACUGCUACUUCAGAAAGCAGAACUUCAGCUUCUGGCACAGUACCUGCUCUGGUUGGUUUUGGGUCUGAUGGUACACGUUUAAAAAAGCCUUCCAUGGAUUCACAAGUCUGUACAGAUGGGGUCUUUGUGGGGCUGGGCGACGGUGGAAAGAAUGAGAAGAGUCAACCAUUUCCUCUCCACAAUUGUAUAUCUGGGCAAGAGAUUCAUCGUGCUGCUACUUUCGAGAGUCUAAAUGUACCAAGGAAGACUGCAGCUCAAUCGUCUGGAAGUAAACUGGGUUUGACAUCAACCUCUCUUGGUAAAGUGGACCAAAAGUGCACAAUUUCACCCGACAAUGGUUCUGGGUUUUCUUUUCCUGUGCCUGUGUCAUCUGGUGUACUUUCUGAACCGCCAACACCUACCAUAGCACCAUCAUUGUCAGCUAGGGCUAUGCCUGAAUUCGAAGGAACCACAGUCCCGUCUUAUAGUUUUGGCUCCAAGAAGUCUGGCCAGGUCCUUGUUUUCAAAUUUCCAUCUACAAGUACCUCCGCUCAGGGUAAUGCUUCGACUCCAAAGUUCAAAUUUGGAUCAGAUAAGGUGGCCAGAGUAUCCUUCCGAUCAGUUGGCAAAGAUGCCGUAUGUUAUUAACAGUGAUGGUGUUGAUAUAUUUUUUUUCUUCAUUUUCAUGAAAACAGUAACAUUUGAUGUGUAGCCAUCCCAGUCUUCACAUGAUUUUAUCCCUUUGGCCGUGUAGUUGGGCACUUCGGCUAUGUAGUAGCCCUGCAGUUGAGGCUUAUGAAACAAUGCUUUAUCAAUGCUAUGUAAAUUACAUUUCUGCUUUCA